AUGUCAGAGGCUGAAUCUAUAUACAUUCCGAUACCACAUUUCCCCCCAUUUAAGCUCCGGUCGUCGAUGAUCGACAAGGAUCCCGUUAUUUGGGCUCACUUGUUGGAAGCUUACAUCAAGUUGAUUCAACUCAUGCUAGACCCUCAAUCGCCAAAGCUCAGUGUUAAAUCACAACAGCAAUUGCAAUUAUUUUUGAAGGUGUACUUAAAAGAAACAAGCGUUGAAGGGGAUAGAAUUUUUUCAUUAGGAUCGAUCAAUCCAGAUAUCAAACGAAACACAGAAACUUUGCGAUCAUAUGUGUUCCAAUUAAUCAAGAACUUCAGUUUUGUAAAGUUGAACAUGACUGGAGAAAUGAUUUGGGAUUUUGUUCGAAUUUAUUCAGAAAAGAAUGCACAAACUGUACGUGGCCUAAUAGAUGGAUCUUUUAAGUCAAAGUUUAACGAUAAUAAAAAAUCAGGUAGUAUUUCAUCAAUUCAAGUGUUGCAGAAACACCUUGAAAAAUUGAUUUCUGAAGGAAAGUUUACAUCCAAUGAUAUGACUUGCUUUACGAUACUACUAGGGCAACAUGUUUCCAAAACAACCUACUCGAUGGGAUCAAGCAAAACAGUCAACAAGAGUCAAAAUAACAGCUUACAGUUUGCCGAAAGUUUUGUUUCGUCACAAUGGGUUGAAUUUUUGGACCUUGCUUACGCUGAUGGGCAAAGCACAAAUGCUGAAGCAAUUAAGGAUGUGAUGGUUCUUUCUAUUGUCUCAUUAUCGGCCCCUAAGUUGGCAAAAUUAGCCUCGGAGUUGGGAAUCUCAUCUGUCGACACAUUGAACAUUGCACCUUUGUAUGGUGCAGUCAUCACAUCGGAAGCUUUGAAGGAUUUAAUACCAAAAUUGGAAGAAAGGUUGCCAUUUCUCAAAUUCAUUAACAAAGAUAUAGAUAACGAUUACGAUUACGAAGACGAAAAUGGUGAUUAUGAGGAGAAUAUCGAAGAAAUUUCCCUUUUGGUUGAUUUAUUCCCCCAUUUGACAGAGAAAAAAGCAAAGAUAGUUUUGAAGGAACAUAAUGGUGACGUGGAGUAUGUGACCAACUUGCUUUUGGAAAAUCCUGAUCGAAUAAAUUCGAUUGAGGAUUGUCUGCCACCACCGCAAAUUAAGAAAGGCGAAAAUCUCAAGCUAAGCAUUCAAAAACGGUCAAUCUACGACGAAGAUGAUAUUUCAAAAGGUGAUUUUUCUAAAGCUUCUAUUGUAUUUGGAAAGAAAAAGAAGGAGCGACCCGGAUUGGCGAAUGACGAUUUGAAAAAGAAGACUUUGAAUGCAGCAUUGAGGUUGAUGUACGAAAGCGACGAAGAUGAACCAGAUGACACAUAUGAUGAUCAAGAAAAGACCACAGGUUCAGAAUUGGAAGAUGACUCCAAGAGAAAGAAGGGAGCAAAGACUACGUCCCCUCCGGAUGAAAAGGGAACCGCAUUCUCAGCCGUUGAUCAAACAGAGCGAUAUCUAUUUAGUUUUUUCAAAAAGCAAGGGUCUGAUUCUUUUGCCAAAACUUCGAGAAAGUCCAGUAAUCGCCAACAAAUAAAAAAGAACACAAAUUGGUCUGAUGAACAAAUUGAAGGUUGGUUGCGCAUGCUACUCAAAUCUCCCAGAAGGUACAAGAUAUUAGAGGAAGACUAUUUUUACGGCGGCGGAAACCCAAACAGACAACAAAAGAUUGAACCAGUUAGUGAAGGAAAAGAAGGACCUUCUUCGAAAUCGCCAACUCCUGAUACCAACCAACAGUCAAAAGAACAAGUUAAACGCACACAUGCAAGAAAUGAAAAGAAUAAAGCGAGCAAAUCAAAUCACAAUCGGAAAUCUCGACAUGAUAAGAAGUCCAAUUUGCAGCUUGUUGGGAUGAAGUCGGUAUGA
Messenger RNA from Lodderomyces margitis, 1893 nucleotides. RefSeq lists its product as uncharacterized. The coding region runs from base 1 to 1893 and encodes 630 amino acids. NCBI's taxonomy places the organism in Eukaryota, Fungi, Ascomycota, Pichiomycetes, Serinales, Debaryomycetaceae. Gene Ontology annotation, molecular function: ubiquitin binding. The record is from RefSeq and is a predicted model, not a curated record. The transcript has a single exon.